GCAAAACUUUAAUAUGACGUUAAUUAUUUGACAGUCGUUUAAAUUUUUAUUAUUUCACGUUAUACAUUAAAAUGUAAUACAAAAGCAACAAAAAAUCAUACAUUACGAAAUACUUCAUCACAUACACCAAAAACAACAGCCAAAAUGUUGCGUAAAAUACUGAACAGCGUGAUAGAAAACAGCCUGCAACCCAUAGAGUCGACACUGUACCCGUCCGCAUUUAAUUUGAAGGAAACCUCGCAUUUUAGUUGGCUUUUAAACUAUGCCCCAUGUUUUCCGAUAAGUACACAAAAUAUUAGGAUUAUUACAGAACCGAAGCAAUUUUACGAUGCUAUAAUUGAUAAUUGCAAGAAUGCCAAGAAGAGAAUAACUUUGGUUAGUUUGUAUUUAGGGAACGGGAAGUUAGAGAAAGAGAUUGUUGAUACAGUAAGGAAUAAUACGAGUUUUAAGGAAAAUAAGUUGGAAGUCAACGUUUUGUUAGAUUAUACUAGGGGAAGUAGGUUUCAAAAUAAUUCCAGAAAGAUGUUACAGCCUUUGUUACAAGACAACACAAAUUGUAACAUAUCUUUGUACCAUACACCUGUUUUAAGAGGUGUUUACAAAAAAUUGACGCCAAAUCGUUGGAAUGAGUUGUAUGGCUUGCAACAUAUGAAAAUGUAUAUUUUUGAUGAUACUUUAAUUAUUAGUGGAGCGAAUUUAUCAAAUGAUUACUUUACUAAUCGUCAGGAUCGUUAUUUUAUGAUUCAAGACAAAGGUUUAAGUGAUUUUUACUGUGGUUUAGUAAAUAGAGUUCAAAAAUUUAGCCUACAAAUGGACAAAAAUGAUAAAUUAACUCUUAGCAAUGAUUGGCAGUAUUCCCCUUAUGAAGGAAGCAAAUAUAAGUUCAUCAAAAAGUCAGGAGAUUUGAUAGAGCAGUAUUUGAUUGAUUCAAAAAAUGAACAAAAUACGCAUAAAAAUAAAGGUCAUGACACUUGGGUGUUUCCACUGGUUCAAAUGGGACAACUGGGCAUAGAACAAGAUUCCCAAGUGACUGAAAAAAUACUUGCUGAAACGCCUGAAGGCAGCAGGCUGAAUAUAGCUUCAGGUUACUUUAAUUUGACUAGUCAAUACAUGGAAACUUUGAUCAAUUCUUCCAGAGGGACUUGCAGUAUUCUUAUGGCCCACCCAGAGGCGAACGGUUUUUUGGGGGCGAAAGGAGCCGCUGGAGGUAUUCCGUAUGCAUAUUCUUUAAUAGCUUACAAAUUCAAGAAAAAAUGCAUAAAAUAUGGACAAAAUAAGAGACUCAUACUGUUGGAAUAUUUUAAAAAAGGUUGGACAUACCAUGCCAAAGGACUAUGGUACUACCCCCCAAAUAGCAAAUACCCCUGCCUUACGCUAAUAGGUUCCCCAAAUUUCGGCGGUAGAUCCGUGAAAAAAGACCUGGAAAGCCAACUAGCGCUGAUAACAGAAAACGAAGAUUUGAAGAAACAACUGCACAAAGAAUGCACCGAAUUGUACGAAAUGGGUUUACCCGAAAAAACCGAAAGAACCGUGCCCAAAUGGGUGUACUUAUUUGUGUUCUUGUUUAGAGACUUUUUUUGAGUUCUAUAGUUGUUUUUGUUGCAAUAAUAAAUGUUUAUGAUUGUUGAGAA
This is a messenger RNA of Brassicogethes aeneus, 1631 nucleotides long. NCBI's taxonomy places the organism in Eukaryota, Metazoa, Arthropoda, Insecta, Coleoptera, Nitidulidae. The record is from the annotation of a GenBank genome assembly.